AUGGCUGAUCUACUCAAAGGCAUAAACCUCAUUGAGACUCUUAAAGAGUCGAUGGAGAGCAACAAGUUUUCUGAUGUAAAGGACGCCGUUGAAGAUCUUCUUAUCAGUAGGAUCAACCUUGCUGUCCUUGGGGAGCGUGGAGAUGAAAAAUUCUCCCUUAUUAACUCCCUUCAUGGCCUUGGACCUGAGGAUGAAGGUUCAGCCCCUUCUCAAUCUCCUGUCACCCCAGAGGAAGUAGGUGGUUACCCAAAUCCCAAACACCCAGACUUCCGUCUUUGGGAUCUGCCACCUGUCCCAAUCACAUCCCCAUUUGAACCAGAGGGAUACAUAAGUAGAUAUAAGUUCCUUCGUUAUAAUGCUGUCUUUAUGACGUUUACACACAUCAUACAACCAAACUGCGUGGAGGUUUUUUUGGAGGCUCUUUCACUGCAGCAGAAAACAGUGUAUUUUGUUCUCUUAGGUUCCAUAAAAGACACAGAUAAGAGUUUGGAAGAAAAGAGGAAAGCAAGUCUGGAGGUACUGAAAUCACAGGGUGUGAAACAGCCUAAAAUCUACCUGGUUAGACCUUUGAAUCUUGAGAAGUUAGACUUUCCUGGCCUCUUGGCAGACGUUACCAAAGACCUUCCUGAGAUCCGGGCUCACGCCCUUCUUCUGGCAUUACCCACACUCACCCCAACACUGGUUACUCUGAAAAAGGAGGCAUUUAAAGCACUCAUAUGGGCAGCUGCCUCCCUAUCCGGUGGGAUGUCAGCCAUUCCUGUUCCCCUUGUGGCAUCUAUGGUGGACUCGAGCAUUGCAGUGCGGAUUUUGACAAAAGCUCAGUUAUCUCUGUGCGUUGAUGAUGAAUCGAUCGAGCGAACGGCUCGACGGCGGCACCUGGAACCAACAAGGCUUAAAGAACUGCGAACUUGUGCAUUGUCAGUUGAGGUCACUAAAGGGGAAGUUAAAAGAAGACUUGCUGCAGCUGAGAAGGACUUGGCUACCGUUUCAUCAAAGUUAGUGGAAAUGGCGCUGCCUAGACAUGCGCGUUUGGCCAGCCGCUCCUUCACUGCCAUGCUGCAAGCUUUAAAUGGUGCUAUUGAUGAAAUGGCUGCUGAUGCUGAGAAAAUAGUGGCAGCUGCAGUGGAGGGGGGGAAAUAA
This is a messenger RNA of Cyprinodon variegatus (sheepshead minnow), 1140 nucleotides long. RefSeq names its product immunity-related GTPase family, cinema (gene irgq2). The transcript has a single exon. The record is from RefSeq and is a predicted model, not a curated record. Gene Ontology annotation, molecular function: GTP binding. The coding region runs from base 1 to 1140 and encodes 379 amino acids. Lineage: Eukaryota; Metazoa; Chordata; Actinopteri; Cyprinodontiformes; Cyprinodontidae. Gene Ontology annotation, cellular component: membrane.